AUGUCUGAUCUUCGUAAUAAUUACCCACCUUUGCCCGAGUUUUGCCAGUUGAGUGAACGAGUUCACCGUGUUCUUGGACUCAAUCCCAGCGCAUUCACCCUCCAAGGCACAAACACCUACCUUGUUGGUAGUGGCAACCGUAAGAUCCUCAUUGACUGCGGCCAGGGCGAGCCUUCCUAUGUGCCUCUUUUACAAGAGUCGCUCAAGCAAAUUUCGCCUGAUGCCUAUAUCUCCGAUAUACUCUUGACACACUGUCAUUUCGAUCACUGGGGCGGACUGGGAGACAUUUAUGCCGUCGACGACAGUAUUCCCGUCCACAAAUUUCCACACAGACCUGGCUCCUUUGAAGACCUGCACUUUAUGGACGGAUUCCCUUCGUAUGUCCAGUUACACGAUCUAUAUGAUGGCCAGGUGUUUGAAAUAGACAAAGAGACAACGUUGCGAGUAGUCCAUACACCAGGUCACACAAGCGAUCAUUGCACAUUCUACCUCGAUGAAGAAGAGUCGUUGUUCACAGGCGACUGUGUCCUUGGCCACGGCACCGUCACAUUUGACUCGUUGAACGAGUACAUGGCCGGACUCAACAAAUUGCUGGAAAUAGAGCCGCAACGGCUAUACCCAGGUCACGGCGACAUUGUCGAGGACGGCGUAGCCAAGAUCAAUGAAUAUCUGGAGUUCCGCUAUCAACGCGAGCAUGAAAUCCUGCAGUUGAUUCUCUCAGACCGUUCCAAAGCGUGGACACCGCUCGAAAUAGGUACCAUCUUACGCGAGAACAAACCAGGCAAUCUUCAAGCGGCGUAUCUACGUGGCAUUGCCUUGCAUCUCAUGAAGCUCGAAGAAGAAGGCAAGAUCGAAAUGACUGAGCAGAUCGAAACCCGACCUAACACAAAGGUCAUCCAUAUGGUCGACUUACUCGAUUUGCUUAACAAAGAGUGGCGUUACGUCGAAGCCGGUCGCAGUCGCUUAUAG
Messenger RNA from Zychaea mexicana, 969 nucleotides. RefSeq names its product beta-lactamase-like protein. The record is from RefSeq and is a predicted model, not a curated record. The coding region runs from base 1 to 969 and encodes 322 amino acids. Gene Ontology annotation, biological process: secondary metabolite biosynthetic process. NCBI's taxonomy places the organism in Eukaryota, Fungi, Mucoromycota, Mucoromycetes, Mucorales, Lichtheimiaceae. The transcript has 2 exons.